GAGUAUGAAUCAUUUUUCUUAAGCAUAAGAUGCAUAUGGUUUGAAACCUCACACUGCUGUAGAACAUCUACACAAGUUUUUCAGUAUUUGUUGUUUUGUACAUAUAUUUUGAUUUGGUUCAAAAUCAGUAACAUAUGAUUUUGUAGGAUAUGUUCUCACCGACCUAAUCUAUUUCUCUCUCCCUCUCUCUCUUGAUGUAAGAGAUGAUGAGUCCCGCCAUUUCUCUCUCAACAACCAUAAUCGUUUCAACUACCAUAACCGCCACUUCAGUUCCCAAAAUUCACAAACAAAACCCCACACUUACACCUACACCUCUCAAUUCAACCCUCAAAUCCCUCUCCAAAUCAGGCAAAUUGGACGAGGCUCUUCGUUUAAUCGAAUCUCUACCCUCAAAAUCUCCAUCAACCGAACUCGAUUUCGAAGCCUACGCCACCCUCCUCCAUGCCUGUAUCUCCAGAAAAUCCUUAGAACAUGGACAGAGACUCUACCUUCAACUCCUCCUCUCAAGAGAUAGAGGAGGCAGUCUCAACCUCCUCAACAAUCCCACCUUGAAAACCAAGCUCAUUACACUCUACUCCGUUUGUGGCCGACUCGAUGACGCUCGUCGUGUUUUUGAGGACGGUCUCGAGGCGCAACAGCUUCCUGAAUCGGUCUGGGUGGCAAUGGCAAUUGGGUAUUCAAGAAAUGGGUGUUCAAAAGAAGCUCUGCUUCUUUAUUGUGACAUGCUGUGCCGGUUCAUCCAACUGGGUAAUUUUGCAUUUUCGGUCGCUCUCAAGUCGUGUACUGAAUUGUUUGAAUUGUGGGUUGGCAGAGCAGUUCAUGCUCAGAUCGUUAAGUCUAACGAAGAACCUGAUCAAGUUGUGUGGAAUGCUCUUCUUAGGUUUUAUGCAGAGUGUGGGUGCUUCGAAGAGGUACUCCAGGUGUUUGAAGGAAUGCCUCAAAGAAAUAUUGUUUCUUGGAACUCAUUGAUUGCUGGGUUUGUACGGCGAGAUCAACUGUUUGAGGCUUUUGAUACUUUUAGGAGGAUGCAAAGAGAGGGUUUGGGAUUUAGUUGGGUUACCAUCACUACAAUGUUACCGGUCUGUGCUCGAGUAACUUCACUUUAUAGUGGAAAAGAGAUACAUGCUCGGACUGUGAAAUCGGAGAGGAUGCCAGAUGUGUUGGUGCUAAACUCGCUGAUGGACAUGUAUGCAAAAUGUGGAAUCGUGGAUUAUAGUAGGAGAAUAUUUGAUGGAAUGCAAAUUAAAGAUUUGACAUCAUGGAACACUUUGCUUACAGGGUAUGCAAUCAAUGGGUGUAUGACAGAAGCAAUGGAAUUGUUUGAGGGGAUGCUUGAUUCUGGCUUCAGUCCAGAUGGGGUCACUUUUAUUUCCUUGUUGUCAGGUUGCAGCCAUGCAGGGCUCACAAAUGAGGGCCAGACAUUGUUUGACAGAAUGAACACUGAGUUUGGAAUCUCACCUAGUUUAGAGCAUUAUGCUUGUUUGGUAGAUAUAUUGGGUAGAGGAGGGAGAAUCAAGGAGGCAUUGGAAGUAGUAAAAAACAUGUCAAUGAAGCCAAGUGGUAGCAUAUGGGGUUCAUUGCUCAAUUCAUGCCGACUUUAUGGCAAUGUUUCUCUUGCAGAGGCUAUUGCAAAGCGUUUAUUUGAGCUUGAACCAAACAAUCCAGGGAAUUAUGUGUUGCUAUCGAACAUCUAUGCAAAUGCAGGAUUGUGGGAGGGUGUUAAGAUGGUGAGAGAUGUGAUGGAAAAGCGUGGUAUCAAGAAGGAGGCUGGAUGCAGCUGGAUACAGAUUAAAAAGAAAUUACAUACUUUUGUGGCUGGUGGGGGCUUUGAACUUCGUAGUUCAAAUAAGUAUAAGAAGUUGUGGAAUGAAUUGAUGGAAGCUAUGGAAGCAGAUGGAUACGUCUCAAGUACAGGAGUUGUGCUUCAUGAUGUAAGUGAGGAAAUGAAGGCAAUGUGGGUUUGUGGACACAGUGAACGAGUUGCAACAAUGUUUGGACUGAUUCACACUGGAGCUGGAAUACCAAUUAGGAUUACAAAGAAUCUUCGUGUUUGUGUGGACUGCCACUCUUGGAUGAAGUCUGUAUCAAGAGUUACAAGGAGAGUAAUUAUUUUGAGGGACACAAAUCGCUUCCACCAUUUUGACAAAGGAAUGUGCUCUUGCAAGGAUUAUUGGUGAUUACACCAUUAUGGUGCAGUAUAAAUGAUCUUUCUUUGUAUUAGUCAACUUUCCUAUUCUAGAGCUAUCUGCACACCUAGCUUUUCCAGAAUGUUCUACUAUCUUCUACAUAAGUGAGUUAUAAUUUGGAAAUAUGGAAUACAAAGAAAAAAGUGUCAAUUAGAAAAUGUUAUAUCGGUUAUAUGGAGAUCCUUAACAACAAGAUUUAACUAUGAGCUAGUUUGGUUGAGAGGUUCAAAAUCACCGCCAAUAAGUCAUCUGACUUAGACAUGGUGGGCAUCUUUGUCUCUUGGAGUUGGUAUAAUCUGCAUGUUCCACUCAGGGAGGUAGGUACAGUGCUGUGAUUAAUGAAUUUUGUGUUAUGGUAAAAUUAAUAGGAUUAUAAAUGCAGUCAGAUUAGAGUAUGUAAA
Camellia sinensis is the source of this 2587-nucleotide messenger RNA. Its product is annotated as Tetratricopeptide repeat (TPR)-like superfamily protein. The record is from RefSeq and is a predicted model, not a curated record. Lineage: Eukaryota; Viridiplantae; Streptophyta; Magnoliopsida; Ericales; Theaceae. Gene Ontology annotation, biological process: RNA modification. Gene Ontology annotation, molecular function: zinc ion binding; RNA binding; protein binding.